GUUUUCGUUUGGUGAUUGGCUGAUUUCACCACCGCUGUGAUGGAUUACCGGACGCCUUUAGUUCUGUUGGUUGUCGGCGCUUGCCUGUGUGGCUUGACCGAUGGGUUUGGGCGAGGAGCGCCAGCCAGUACUUGCUUCACCCGCUACCCCAAGCAUGGCGAGGCGGCACAGACAGUGGACAGUCCUUUCGUGGUACAGUUGUCACCUGACGUAUACACACCUGGACAAACGGUUAAUGUCGUGAUAUCUCAGGCCAGUGCCAACCCCACCCGGCAGUUUGUAGGCUUUAUGAUCGGCGCCUUCCGAGCCAGCGAUCAGCCAGGAGUCACGGAAGAGGUCAUCGGAGAGUUCACCACUGUUCCUGAUGACAAGGUCCAAGUGUUCUCCUGCUUCCCAGGUUACAAGAAUUUUGCAACUCACAAGAACACAGACCAGGUCCCAAGAGUGACCUUAACCUGGACAGCCCCCGACGUCAAUGUUGGAAAUCUCACUCUCAGAGCAACCAUUGUGGAGAACUUCAAGACGUUCUGGACUGGCCUGGAGUUCCCUCUCCCUGUGUCGGGAGCUGUCAGUGAGCCUGUAGAAACACCAGAGUAUCAGGUUGUUCCUGUAAGGUCUAUCGUGUCCGACGUGAAGUUCCAAGGCUGUGGUACCACAAAGGGCUGUCUCUUCUACCCUGACAACUGCAACGGGCCCGACUGUGACGCGGCCAUCAGUUUUGAGUACAGAGAGAGCAGCGAUGACUUUGUGGUAGAGAUGGUUUCUAACAAGGCGGAGGACUACAUCUCUGUGGCUUUCUCUCAGGAUGACAAAAUGGGGGACGAUGAGACGGUGUCCUGCGUCAGUCAGGGAGGGGAGAUGAGCGUGCAGCAUGGCUGGAAUCCCAAGCGCUACAACGAACUGUUGCUGAACCGCUAUAUCACAGAGACAGAGAUCAGCCAAUCAGACGGCAGGCUACAGUGUCGCUUUGUGCUUCCUCGUGUGACUUACGUGUACCAGAUUGAUCAGGCAGCGGUGCCCUUGACCUACACCAACCGGACGUACGACCGGAACCUGAACUGGCACCUCCAUUUAGCCUGGGGCAGGGCUUACCCUGGGUCCAACGUUCUGUCUCGCCACAAUGACGCCCCAGUCGUGACGGAGAAGAGGGUCAACCUGAAGGUCGCAGAGAUCUACCAGGGCCUCACUGUCCCAGUACUGGUGCAGGCUCAUGCGGCUGUCAUGCUGGUCGCCUGGAUCUUCCUGACUGGCCUGGUCACAGUUCUUUCCAGACACUACAAGGACUGGCUAUCAGAGAAGAGAGUGGGAGGCACCAAAGUUUGGUUCCAGCUCCACCGAGGAGUAGCCAUCCUUGUUUUCCUUUUGACUGUUAUUGGAAUCAUCCUCGUCUUUGCUCACUUCGGGCCAGGAAUUCAGGAGGCUGCAGAUCCUCACGCAUACGUAGGCCUCACGGUGACUGCACUGGUCAGUCUACAGGUCAUUGGAGGUGCUCUACGUCCAGGCUUCGACAACUCACUUCGGCCGGUCUUUAACUGGGCCCACUGGUUUUUGGGCCAGGCUUCUCACAUUUUGGCCGGCAUCACGAUGUUUCUGGCGUUUGAUAUCAGCUACCUGAGGUCUGAGGUUCGAGAAUUUGGCUUUGCUGUUCUGGGUGUGUGGGUGGCCGUUCAGCUGGCUUGGCACGUGGGAUUUGAGAUCCUGAAGUGUAGGCAAAAAG
Molecule: messenger RNA, 1717 nt
Organism: Aplysia californica (California sea hare)
Lineage: Eukaryota; Metazoa; Mollusca; Gastropoda; Aplysiida; Aplysiidae
Product: putative ferric-chelate reductase 1 homolog
Molecular function (GO): oxidoreductase activity, acting on metal ions
Source: RefSeq, a predicted model, not a curated record